CUUCAACACUGGCUGAUCACUCUACUCUCGGGGUUACAGCACAUCACUCUGCUGUGAGCUGAUUAAACAAUAUAUCACGUUUGAUUAUUCUUUGUUAGGAAAAUUAGUAGCAGGGUGGUAGUAUUUCUAACGUUAUUUCUGAUUGAAACUCGACGUGUUGUCUAAGUAUUCUUUUAAUUAUUAAUGGUUUCGUAUCAUUUCUGCUCGCUGUAGUUUCCAGUGGCUCUACGUUUGUUUAUGGUUUCGAUUGUGAAUGCUACGAGAAAGCCUUCUGUUGUUGUUUUACUUUCUGAUCCGUGAUGAUAAAUAUUACAUUACGGUGUAGAGGGCUGGCUCUUGUUGUGUUCUUGCUGGGUAGUGAUUUUGUUUUGGGAUGGUUGAACAACAUUAAAUCCGGCAGCACACAGCAAAGCCAACGGUCUAUAACCUCCAGUUCAGAUCAGAGUUGCUUCUGUCACUUGACAGGUGUCUUAGAUGACUGUUUCUGUGACAUAGAAAGCAUUGAUGUCUUCAACAACUUCAAGAUCUAUCCCAAAAUUCAGAAACUAAUAGAGAGAGACUUCUUCAGAUACUAUAAAGUAAACCUGAAGAGACCAUGUCCCUUCUGGCCAGAUGAUGGACAUUGCUCCAUCAAGGACUGUCAAGUGGAACCUUGCCCAGAGAGUAAAGUUCCAAUGGGGAUUAAAGCUGGCAACUACAAUAAAUAUUCACAGGAUACAAAUACUGUAAAACAAACUGAGGAUUGUGUGCAGGCUAAUCAACUUGGAGCUAUAAAUAGCACUUUAAGCAACCAAAGUAAAGAAGCUUUUGUAGACUGGGCAAGGCAUGAUGAUGCAAAGGACCAUUUUUGCGAACUCGAUGAUGAGACAUCACCUGAUGCAGAAUAUGUGGACCUGCUUUUUAACCCAGAGCGCUACACUGGAUACAAAGGACCUUCAGCAUGGAGAGUGUGGAACAGCAUCUACGAAGAAAACUGCUUCAAACCCAGAUCUGUUUACCGCCCCUUAAAUCCACUGGCACCAAGCAGAGGAGACGAUGAUGGGGAGGGCUUCUACAACUGGCUAGAAGGUCUGUGUCUUGAGAAAAGAGUGUUUUACAGACUGAUUUCUGGGCUCCACACAAGUAUCAACAUACAUCUCUGUGCCAAAUAUCUGAUACAAGAGAGCUGGGGAAAAACUACAUGGGGAACAAAUAUGAAGGAGUUCAGACAUCGUUUUGAUCCUGUUGAAACUAAGGGAGAAGGGACCAGAAGACUUAAAAACCUGUACUUCUUAUACUUGAUAGAGUUGCGUGCUUUAUCCAAAGUAGCACCAUACUUUGAACGGACCAUUGUGGAUUUGUAUACCGGCAAUGCAGAGGAAGAUGCAGCUACAAAGGAAUUACUUUUGCAAGUUCUUAAUGAGACAAAAGCAUUCCCUAUGCAUUUUGAUGAAAAGUCCAUGUUUGCUGGAGGCAAAACAGAAGCAAAGAUAUUAAUGGAAGAGUUCAGGCUCCAUUUUAAAAAUAUAUCCCGUAUAAUGGACUGUGUUGGCUGUAGUAAGUGUCGGUUAUGGGGUAAGCUUCAGACCCAGGGGUUAGGGACAGCACUGAAGAUUUUGUUUUCGGAAAAACAAAUUAAGAAUCUUUCAGAGAACAGCCCUUCUAAAGGUUUUCAGCUCACGCGUCAGGAAAUUGUUGCUCUUCUGAAUGCUUUUGGAAGGCUUUCUACAAGUAUAAUGGAGCUUCAGAAUUUCAGAACUCUUCUGCAGGACAACAGGUAACAAGCAUUACCAGCCACAGAGUGGUGACAGCCCCUGGGCACUGCAAUAAUCGCUUGAUUCUGGCAUUUCCUCCAGAAUGAGACCACUUCUUCAGGAAACAUUUCAUCUACCGUACUUUACAUCUGGAAAUUCUGUGAAUCCUAACAACGGGUUACACACAAAUAGAAACAGUGCAUUUUGUAGCAUCUUUGUAGUAUCUAGGUAUACUUGAAGUACUAUGUUUUACCAUGUACCACGCAGCUAGUUAUAUAAAUUUUACUUUUGCUUCUGUUUAUGACCCCCUUCUUUUAUCACGAGAUGCUCUUUAAGUUUACAAAGAUGUUUAUUUUAAGGAAUUUGUUACAGAAAUUGUGGUGUAUCGACUUCAGAGAGACUACAGCUGUGGCCAAAAGAUUUGCAUCACCUAGAAUUUUAGGAUUGAGGCAAAAAUAUAAACUAUUUGAACA
Molecule: messenger RNA, 2206 nt
Organism: Polyodon spathula (Mississippi paddlefish)
Lineage: Eukaryota; Metazoa; Chordata; Actinopteri; Acipenseriformes; Polyodontidae
Gene: ero1b
Product: endoplasmic reticulum oxidoreductase 1 beta
Exons: 16
Coding region: 300-1760 (486 amino acids)
Biological process (GO): protein folding in endoplasmic reticulum
Cellular component (GO): endoplasmic reticulum membrane; endoplasmic reticulum
Molecular function (GO): FAD binding; thiol oxidase activity; protein-disulfide reductase activity
Source: RefSeq, a predicted model, not a curated record